Molecule: messenger RNA, 618 nt
Organism: Adineta steineri
Lineage: Eukaryota; Metazoa; Rotifera; Eurotatoria; Adinetida; Adinetidae
Source: the annotation of a GenBank genome assembly
AUGUCAACAUAUAAACUUUAUUAUUUUAAUGGUCGUGGUCGUGCUGAAGUUGCUCGUCUAAUUUUUGCUGCUGCCGAUCAAAAAUUCGAAGAUAUUCGUUAUGAACAUAGUGAAUGGCCAUCACAUAAAGCUGAAGCACCUUUAGGACAAGUGCCAAUUCUUGAAUUUGAUGGUGUUAAAUUACCACAAUCAAUAUCUAUUGCUCGUUUUCUUGCUAAACAAUUUCAUUUAGCUGGUAAAGAUAAUUUUGAACAAGCAAAAGUCGAUGCUGUCGGUGAUACAAUUGGUGAUCUAAUUUCAGCAUAUGUACCAAUACGUCGAGAACAAGAUGCAACUAAAAAACAAGAACUUAUAAAGAAAUUUGUGAGUGAAGAAUUAUCAAAACAUUUACAAAAUCUUGAUACUCUCGGUAAAUUAUAUGGUAAUGGUGGUCCAUUCUUUGUUGGUAAUAAUUUAACAUGGGUAGACUUAUUUUUCUAUGAUGUAUCAGCAAAUAUUCUUCAAUUCGAUACAAAUGGUCUAGAUACAUAUCCGUGGUUAAAACAAAAUCGUGAAGAAGUAGAAAAACAACCAAAAAUUGCGGAAUAUCUCAAAAACCGACCGCAAACAUCAUUUUAA